Molecule: messenger RNA, 2278 nt
Organism: Equus caballus (horse)
Lineage: Eukaryota; Metazoa; Chordata; Mammalia; Perissodactyla; Equidae
Source: RefSeq, a predicted model, not a curated record
AGUAACUUAGGAAUUUUUUUCUUCUGAGAAGCCCAGGCGGUUGCUUCCUACUCUCCUCAGCCCGAGUGCACCAACUGCAAAGUCCUUUCAGGUCCGUCUCCUUCAGAAGCCCGCGAAACCGGCAGACAACCCUGCGCAUGCUCAAAUCCUCCAGCUUCUGGCGCACUGUCUGGGGCGGUUUGCGCAUGUGCGAGAGCAAGCCGCACAUUUUUGCCCCAAGGGCUUGCCGUACCGUCCAGGCGACGAGUUGCGUCCUGGUUCGGCCUCGUGUCCUGGCGUGUGGCGACUGUUCUGCUGCCACAGUCGCCACCGCCGACAUGAACCGCGAGAGCUUCGCGGCUGGCGAGCGGCUGGUGUCGCCGGCUUACGUGCGGCAGGGCCACGAGGCCCGCCGCUCGCAUGAGCACCUCAUACGGCUGCUUCUGGAGAAGGGCAAGUGUCCAGAGGAUGGUUGGGAUGAAAGUACACUUGAACUCUUUCUACAUGAACUUGCAAUCAUGGAUAGCAACAAUUUCCUGGGCAAUUGUGGUGUGGGAGAAAGGGAAGGGAGAGUGGCAUCUGCGUUAGUUGCUCGGCGUCAUUACAGGUUCAUUCAUGGAAUUGGACGAUCGGGUGAUAUUUCUGCUGUGCAACCAAAAGCUGCAGGUUCUAGCCUUUUGAACAAAAUUACCAAUUCUUUGGUCCUGGACAUCAUAAAGUUGGCUGGUGUCCAUACAGUGAGCAACUGCUUUGUAGUUCCUAUGGCAACUGGUAUGAGUCUAACUCUGUGUUUCUUGACAUUAAGACACAAAAGACCAAAGGCGAAAUAUAUUAUAUGGCCAAGAAUAGACCAGAAGUCCUGCUUUAAAUCCAUGAUCACUGCAGGUUUUGAGCCUGUGGUGAUAGAGAACGUUUUAGAAGGUGACGAGCUGCGCACAGACCUGAAAGCAGUGGAGGCUAAAGUCCAGGAACUUGGGCCUGAUUACGUUCUGUGUGUUCAUUCGACUACAUCCUGUUUUGCUCCAAGGGUGCCUGAUAGAGUAGAACAACUGGCUGUGAUUUGUGCUAAUUAUGACAUUCCACACAUAGUCAACAAUGCUUAUGGAGUGCAGUCUUCAAAGUGUAUGCACCUCAUUCAGCAGGGUGCUCGGGUUGGUAGAAUAGACGCUUUCGUCCAGAGCUUGGAUAAAAAUUUUAUGGUUCCAGUAGGUGGUGCUAUAAUUGCUGGCUUUAAUGAUUCCUUCAUUCAGGAAAUCAGCAAGAUGUAUCCAGGCAGAGCUUCAGCUUCACCUUCUUUAGAUGUCCUUAUUACUUUAUUGUCACUUGGAUCAAAUGGCUAUAAGAAACUAUUAAAAGAAAGAAAGGAAAUGUUUUCAUAUUUGUCCAACCAACUGAAGAAGCUGUCAGAAGCCUACAAUGAAAGACUGUUGCAUACACCUCACAAUCCCAUAUCCUUAGCUGUGACACUUAAGACACUAGAUGAGCACCGUGAAAAAGCUGUCACUCAGCUUGGCUCAAUGCUUUUUACCAGACAGGUUUCUGGAGCCAGUCCACCAAGUACACUCGGAACUACACCUGAGAAUUCAGCAUGGAGUAAAAGAAUGAGAUAGAGACUCUGUAAGGCCGUGACACACUCACCUGUGGACUGCAUAUGCCUCAGAUAGUCACAAAAGAGAGGAGCAUUGUUUGUUUGAAUAAACACACAGAAACAAAGUUUCCUAACCUCUCUGUACAAAUUUUUGUCUUUAUUUUCCUGUGUUAGAUAAUCUUCAGUAGUGUCACGUUAUGGUGUUAGAAAUAAGUCAUCUUCAUUACUAAACUUAAGUGAAAAUGUUUCUAAGGAAAAGUUCAUUUUCUAAACUAAAGAGGUUAUGCAAUUUUUGUCUAAGUACUGCCUUUGAAAAAUGUACUUUUUGCUCUUAUAUAUACGUGGCUUAAAAAUGAAUUUCGAUUUUUAUUUUAUAUUUGAUGAGGUCAGAGAAAAAUGACUUGAAAAGAAGUAUGUUGUUCUAAGUACUCUUCUUUACAUACUUCUAUUCAAGAAUUUCUCCGUACCAGAGGUUAGAGAUUUCACAUCAAAGGACAACUUUUUAGAAGAAAAGGUCUUAGAUUAGUUUAGCUUUUCCCUUGAUGAACUAUAUCUGUUUACAGCAUAGUUUUGACACUUCUCAAAUGGUUUUCUUAGCCUUGCUUUUGGUGUUGCCACUAUUUGUAUGUUUAGGUUGAUCUUAAUUGACUUCUUAACAAAAAAAAAAGGACCACUAGAAAUCUGCUUAUAUUGGGGCCGGCCCGGUGGCUC